UGUAGAUUUUAACGAUAAAUUAUUGACAUUCAAUCCUAUAAAACAAUGCGGUCAAUUACAUCGUUUUGGUCAGGUUCUAUAAAAUAUAUAUUUCGGACAGCUGAAGAAAAGCCACAUAUUUUCUAUUCUCUUUUACUUGGAUCUUUAGGUCCUAUUAUAUUUCUUUUUGUUCCUCCCAUUCGAAAAAAAUUAGGAUAUCUUCCACCUGAACCUAUCCCUAGAACCUAUCCAUUACCAAAAAGAAAACGUGAAGUUCUCGAAGGAUAUGACGAUUAAAUGAUUUUUAUUUAAAUUUUCAUGUUUUUAAAUAUAUAUAUAUGUACAUGUAAAUAGGAUAUCU
This is a messenger RNA of Pneumocystis carinii B80, 340 nucleotides long. RefSeq lists its product as hypothetical. The record is from RefSeq and is a predicted model, not a curated record. Bases 46 to 276 code for a protein of 76 amino acids. The transcript is spliced from 4 exons. Lineage: Eukaryota; Fungi; Ascomycota; Pneumocystomycetes; Pneumocystales; Pneumocystaceae.